AUGGCGGACGUCGGCUUCGGGCGCGUGCUGCUCGACGGCCCCUACGGCCUGUGCCGGUUCGAGCUCGCGCUGCCGGCGCUGCUGAACUCGCGGUGGACGCUGGCGGCGCUGCGGCUCGCCGAGACGCUGCGCAGGCUCGUCAGGGGCUACGAGGCUCGCCUCGACCCGCAGGGCGUCGUCCAGAGCGACUACGACUGCAGACAGCUGCCUGGCGCGACGGUGAAUUGGGACGAACGACACCCGGGAAUACGCGGAGCUGCUGCUGGCUGGGAAGACCGAGUAUGGUGGCAGCAACACGACGACGAAGUUUGUGUGGGGGUCACAGUUCGACAACAAGCUCGGGGACGAGUGCCUGAUGGGCUUCGGCGUGAUGCUGAUGGAGAAGCUCAGAAUGGCGCAGAUGAUGAAGAGCGAGGAGUAUGCCCGGUUCGCCUACGGUAUCGGCGUGAUCUUCGUCCACCUGGAGCACUCUAG
Molecule: messenger RNA, 474 nt
Organism: Prorocentrum cordatum
Lineage: Eukaryota; Dinophyceae; Prorocentrales; Prorocentraceae
Source: the annotation of a GenBank genome assembly